AUGACCGCUGGACGGUACGAGCGGACACGACGGCGGCGCGCGCCACUGGCGCUGCUGCUGGCAGCUGUCGUCCUGGCCGCGGUCUCGCCUGUGCGAGCAGCGUCGAUCGGGGUGGUGCGGGAGUGCGCGGGCGGCGUGUGCUCGACGGCGCUGGACGUGAAUCUCACCACGACGCUGGAAGCAGGGCCUCUGGAUCAAGAAAUCGCGAUUCCGACCAACAUGAUGAUCGAGGACGCCGAGGGCGAGCUCUGGCGGGCCACCGAGCCCAUCACCGUGCGCCUGCGCGCCCCGCACGGCCGCACCACCAGGUUCGACUUGACGUACGACGGCGGCGAGAUCUACGACAGACCCGUCGUGCCGUACCAGUACGACAACACGGACGCCGCGACGCCGAACUGCACCACCAACAUCGUGCAGGACUGGUCGCAGUCUGACGCGUACAACGAACAAACCGUGCUGUGCUGUCCGAACCAGGAGCUUGGGCAGUUCGACCCGCACCGCGGAUGGGCGUUCCUCCUCGACCGCUGCCCGUUCGACGCGUACCACAGCUUCGACCUCCGCAACGCGACGCACUCGGUGGACCUGAACGUCACCACGUCGCAGCCGGCCGUUGGCUUUUCCGAGGGCAUCCUCGUGGUGGCGUCGGGGAACGGAACGCGCCCCGACGCGAAGAUGACGCUGUCGUACACGGUCGUGUGGCCCGAGGCCGACGCCGUGGAGUCCCAGCUCGGCGCGGGCCCCGGCGGCACUCUGAAGCUCCUGUUGCCGUCUGCGGACAACUACGCCGAGGGGUACGCGAUUCCGUCGUCUGCGUUCGGCACGGAGACGGUGCAGUCCACGGCGGACCCGUCGAAGAAGUACGGUCUGCUCGGAGUGCGCGACCAGGCGUGGGCGGAGGAGCACGUCAACCACUGCAGCGCCAACGGCCCGGUGCACUCCGCGGUGCUCGAUUCCGGCGAGUACAACACCACGCAGCUCAAGCCCUUCCUCACGUCCACGCUCGCGUCCAGGCUCGGGGGGCAGUACGGCGGGACGUGCUCGUUCGUGUCCGACCCGGACUCCUCUGUCGCGACCAAGGUCGCGGCGGUGCAGUCCAAGCAGACCGUCCGUUGUUUCGACCCUGCCACCACCGUCACGCUGCGCCUCCUCGUGGACGCCGGCGUGGGCGCCCUGUCCCUCGAGCGCGUCCCGGUCGAGGCUUCCGUCGUCGCGAGCUCGGUGGAGGCGACGACGACGCUCCGCACCGACCCUGCGUCGUACCAGCGCGUGUUGUUGCUCGACGUGCUUCUCAACUCGACGCUUCCCCAGGAGGUGACGGUCGCCGCGGGGCAGUGCUGCAGGCAGGGCACGUCUGACUGCGGCGUCGCGUCGCUGAACGCCACGCAGCAGGUCCGGACGAUCGCCGCGGGCGCCACGGCAACCUUUGCCUGGGGUCUGACUAUCUCUAGCGCGCAACAGGAGACCUUCACUCUCGAAUGCCAGUGGGCGUUCUCCGCGAACGACCGCGACAUCGGCGUGUCGUCCUCCACGACGGUCGUCGUGUUCGAGCAGCCCGCGGCCGGCACGGCGCCGCCCACGACCACCGCAGCGCCGGGCACCAGCCCCCCCCCUGAGCCGAUGAUGUUCCGCGUGGCGUACGCGCUGCCGCCGUCGCAGCUGUCCAUCUCGACCGUGCAGCUCGACAGCCUGAAGACCAUCCUCAGCGACGCCAUGCAGGUCCCGAGCGGGUUCGUGUCGGAGAGCUUCGAGCUGCGCGCGUCGGCCCCGCGGCAAAACACCCCCCCCGCGCGGCGGCGCUUGCUGCAGCCGUCGCAGUCCACCGCGUGCGCCGGCGCGGUGUACUACAUCACCUACACCGUGACGCUCGGCUCCUCCUCCGACGGCGCCGCGUACAGCGACCGCCUCGUCACCGCGUUCGACACAGGCACUAUUGGCGCACAGGUGUCCAACACAGACGCUGGGGCCCGCAUCGCGCUGCUCACGGAGCCGAAUUACUGA
Molecule: messenger RNA, 1998 nt
Organism: Pedinophyceae sp. YPF-701
Lineage: Eukaryota; Viridiplantae; Chlorophyta; Pedinophyceae
Source: the annotation of a GenBank genome assembly